Molecule: messenger RNA, 432 nt
Organism: Echinostoma caproni
Lineage: Eukaryota; Metazoa; Platyhelminthes; Trematoda; Plagiorchiida; Echinostomatidae
Source: the annotation of a GenBank genome assembly
AUGAUAGCAGUUAUCCCGAUUAGCUACACAUUACAAUGCGUGUUACCCAUUAACUACUUUGUCGAGAAAGUUUACGUAUUCCUCUGGUUCUGGUUCGUUAUCCUCACCUGUGUGACCAUACUGAGCACAAUCCAUUGGGCUUUCAACACUCUCCUUCCCGUACGACGUGUGGCCUAUAUCAAACAGUACAUACGCGCGAUACGGCAACUGUCAAACACCGAGGAACGUGAUUGUACACGCUUUGUGAAUAAUAAUCUUGGUCCGGAUGGUGUGUUAAUAUUGCAAGUCGUAUCCCGCGUGUCCAGUGACUUAAUAGCACUGGAUGUCACGGCCACAUUGUGGAGCAAUUAUCGACAUGCCAAGAUUACUGGAACCGAGGAGGACAUCAAUCGGUUCUUGGAAAAUGUAAAUCGCGGUACUAGUGCUGUAUAG